GUGCGAGUGAUAAUGAGUUUCAGCUGCGCGUUGCACCAGUCUCGCAUCUCUCACGGAGGAGCUUCGGAAGCAUAAAAGGACGAGCGACAGGAGUGUACGACGAGAGCGGACCAGGCCUGGACAUUGUGUUAAGUUUUAUUUAGUGUUUGGUCGGAUUUAUGUGCUGUGAUGGCGAUUCUGUUUGCGGUGGUGGCUCGCGGCUCCACAGUUUUGGCCAAACAUGCACGUUUCUCUGGAAACUUUCUGGAGGUGACUGAACAGAUUCUGGCCAAAAUUUCAUCCGAAAACAACAAACUCACAUACUCUCAUGGCAGCUAUCUCUUUCACUACAUUUGCCAUGAGAGGAUUAUCUAUCUGUGCAUCACUGAUGAUGAGUUUGAGCGCUCUCGAGCUUUUGGUUUCCUGAAUGAAGUGAGGAAGAGAUUUCAGAGCACGUACGGGUCGCGGGCACAGACCGCUCUCCCUUAUGCCAUGAACAGUGAGUUCUCCAACAUGCUGGCUGCACAAAUGAAACAUCACUCAGACCCUAAAGGCUCCGACAGUCUGACAGAAACCCAGAUGCAGGUGGAUGACCUGAAAGGCAUUAUGGUCCGCAACAUCGAUCUCGUUGCACAGAGAGGAGAGAAGCUAGAGCUGCUCAUCGAUAAAACUGAGAACUUGGUAGAUUCUUCUGUCACCUUUAAAACAACAAGCCGUAACCUGGCGCAUGCCAUGUGUAUGAAGAACCUAAAGUUAACCAUUAUUGUCAUAAUAGUUGUACUGGUGGUGUUGUACAUAAUCGUGACUGCCGCCUGUGGAGGAUUCAGCUGGCCGAGCUGUCGGAAGAAGUAGAGCAUGUGUGAAUCUCAGGAGUCUAAACACCAUUAGUUUUCUCCAACUUUAUCCUAAUUUGCAUUUUCAGAGAGACACUGACACACAGAAAGAAACCAAAGUCUCCAAACAAAUAGCAGAGUUCUUCGGUGUUCCAGUCCACACAUUGUCUCUGUUAUGUUAUUCCUAUAGGUUUAGGUUUUUUGGGUUCUCUGUGUGUAAUGCAGUUAUACCUAUGGGAUAUAAUAUGGGGGAUUUUAAAGUGUUUUACCUAAAAAUUCACAUUAUCAUAGACUUACUCUGAAUUAUUUUUUUCUACUGAAUUUCUUUUUUUCAGUAGUGGACUGUAGUUAUUAUUCUGUAAAACAAAAAAAAGCAAUGACAAAAUAAUUAAAUUAAUCUAUCAAAUUAAUGUGCUGUGUUCCACACACUUAUGAAUAUAUAGAAUUGCUUUGAAUGAGAGACAAUGAGAGAAGUUUUCACACAAAAUGUUCAGUAAAUAUUUCACAAAUUCCACUGUUUCCAUUUGUCAUUGUGAUCUAAAUACAGAAUUGUAAUUUCUGGGUAAAUAGUUUAUUAGAUCUCCUGCUAACCUGGUUAAAAUGUAUUUCUUCACCUGAACUUUCAUGGUAUGGAGCAAAAGAGGGUAAUAGUGAUGUAAAAAAUGAAUUAAAUGAAAUAGAGGUAUAAACUGCUGUUGUGCUUGCUCUUUCUUUUUCUUAAUUUGCAGGUGUGCAUCUAUGGGAUUACUUUUGUGUCAAUAAAAAUGAAUGCAAACUUUAAAAAAACGAACAAAAAUAUACAAUGAGAAAGAAAAAAAAACACUUUGAUAAUGAAAACAAUAAACUCAAUUGCAAGAAUGUGACAUGAUUUUCAAAUAAACUGCUA
Triplophysa rosa is the source of this 1698-nucleotide messenger RNA. RefSeq names its product synaptobrevin-like 1 (gene vamp7). The coding region runs from base 169 to 831 and encodes 220 amino acids. Gene Ontology annotation, molecular function: SNAP receptor activity; SNARE binding. NCBI's taxonomy places the organism in Eukaryota, Metazoa, Chordata, Actinopteri, Cypriniformes, Nemacheilidae. Gene Ontology annotation, biological process: exocytosis; vesicle fusion. The transcript has 8 exons. Gene Ontology annotation, cellular component: membrane; SNARE complex. The record is from RefSeq and is a predicted model, not a curated record.